UUGGCCAAUUUGCAGCAUAAUGACAGGUAAUUUUGGAGGGAUUUUUGAAAAACAAAAUUAUAUUUUUUACGUCAUCACAGAAAAUCCCCGUCCCUUCAUUCUCCCACGCUCUUUCUGUUUGUCUAAACGUACGCGCGCGCUUAAAAAUCGAUUUUUCAGCAGCUGUUUCGUUUUUGCUCCGCCUCCUCGUGUUCAGAUUUUCUUCGCGCACUGCUCACUCAAUAAUAAUAAUACUACUAGGCUGAAAAAUAUGCUAUAUAAAAUUGUGGCUCUUCUGCUUCUCGUGUUGCUCAAAAACUAUGACAACCGAGGCCGAAAAAUGGGCGGAGCCAGCCAAUUUUGAUGUUAGAAAAAAGAUUUGGAGUUACAAUAAGUUAUUUUUAGUCAUCAGUUUUUGCUGGAAAUUUAGAAUUGAGCUGAAAGUUGAAAUUCGAUUAGAAAUGUUCAGAAAAGUUUCAAAAAGCUUCUCAAAAAUGCUCAUUUUCAGUCAUGGUAAUUUUCAAUUUUCAAAAAGUUUCAAUUUUCAGCUACUGAAAAAUCCCCAUCCAAAUCGAAAAAAAUCGAUAUUUUUCAAAUUGUUGCUCAAAAAAUAUCAAUUUUCAACUCACAACUCCUCAAAAAUUCCAUUUUUCUCAAAACUUUUUUCUUCCUUCCUUUCUUCAUUUUUUCUCUAACACCCUCCACUUCUCGAAUACUCUCUCUUCACAAAAUAUGCUCACUUUUUAUCUCUAACACUCUCUCUCUUCUUUAUCUACUCUCUAAUCUCUCUCUGCUCCAUUUUUGGCUCAUUUAUUUCGUUCUUCUCUCGUUUUUUCUCGGUUUUUCAUGUCAUCCUUUUUUAUGUCAUCGUUAUGGAUUUGCUUUUAUGUGUUCCGAUUUUGGGCCCUAGAAAUUGAAAGUUUUGAAUUUGAAUUUUCGAAAAAAAAAUCUCAAAUAUUUUUGAAGUUAAUUUUUUGGCCCCGAAAUAUGGUUUUUAGAAUUCAAAACCCACAUGUUUGAUUAACCAAAAAAGUUCCACGUAUCAUUUUUUGCGCGAAUAAUCUCAAAAAACUCUGAUAGUUCUCUCUGAAAUCCCUAAACAUCCAAAAAUUGUUUCAGAAAGCGACGAAAUGAAAGCCGAACCUCAUCAACAAUCAAUGCAACAAGGAAUCGCCUCAUUUCCAACACAGGUAUAGAUUUUUGACUUUAAUUUUAAGACCGCUCAAAAAAUGAGCCCAAAUCAGGCUUAUCGCAAAUAGGCCUGAUUGUUCGAAAUAAAAAAAUGGCCACGUGGAUUUUUGGCUCGUAAAAUCCCUUUUAGCUCUUUCUUUCUCAAAAAAAAAACCAAACAAAAAUUCAAUUUUCCAACGUUCCAAAACCCAUUAGACUCUGCUCAAGAAAAAAAAUAAAUGAGCCAAAAAAUUCAAUUUUCCUCUUUUUUUUUCAAUUGAGAGAGAAGAGGCAGCGAGAGUUUUGGCGCCACGUGGAAUACGUAAUUUUCUACUAUCAAAAAAUUGAUGUAUUUUCAUUAUCCUGAUUCUAGGCUUGAUUUUAAAGUCUUACAAUUAGACCUAGGAGAUACAAACCUCAAAUGUUGAUCAAAAUUUUCUUUAAAAAAAUUAUUGUUAUUCCGAAAAUAAAAGAACCCCCGUUUGAAUUGGCGCUCACGUACAGUAGACUAAAAAUGACGUGACACAUGCACAUCAAACUGGUUGGCAAAUAGCCAACGUGUAAAUUUCGCAUUUUAUUUUUCAAAUAGACUCCAAAAUUUCGCGAAGUCUACUGUAGUAUUGGUUUCCUAGGCCAUUUCGGUUCUCUUCCAAGGUUCUUAUUUUUUUCGGAACGACAAUAUCUUGUUUUUAUUUUUUUGAAACAGUGAUUUUUUUUUUUUGAAAAUUUUAUAAAAAAAUUUUCAAUAACAAGAUUUUCUGACUUUUAGCUCCAAAAAUCGAAAAUAUAUCAUAUUUGUUUUUUCUCAAUCGUUAUUUUUUGCAGCCUCCUCGACCUCCACCAAUUUCACCAAAUGGUCCACCAGCCGGAAGUUUGACUGAAUCUCAACUUUUUGGAAAAACCAACAAUUACACCCGAUGAUGUUUUGAGACUUGUUGGAAUUACACAAGGUUAGCUUUUUUUGAGAAAAUAUCACUGUUUCAAUUUACUUUUAAAAAAUUGUUUGAAAAUAUUUGGAAAAACCGAAUCAAUACAAAAUUGUAUUUGAGCAAGAUAUUUUUUCUUUUCUUACAAUUAAAAAAAUCACUGUUUCAAAUGUUUCCAAUAAAAUUAUUUUCUUGUUGUGAUUUUAAAAAAAUCCUUUUUUUCUCAAAAAUUCACUGUUUCAAAAUUUUCACAUGAAUUUUCUUCUCAAAAAUUUGCCAGUACCACUUCAAAAAUAUAACUUUUUUUUCUCAGCACGCUGAGAAAACGGGAAAAAUGCUGAGAAAAUCAUUUUCUCAACCGUUUUCCUGUUUUCUCAGCCUACCUGAAUAAGUUUUCUCAACCAUUUCAGCGUUGAGAAAAGACGUUGAAUAGCCCCAUUAGGAACCAACCAACACUUCAAAAAUACAUAUUAAUUUUUCAAAAAUUUCCAGAUUAUUUAUGUUCACCGAGUGCCAACAUUUACAACAUCGAAUUCACUCGUUUCAAAAUCCGCGAUCUGGACACUGAACAAAUUCUAUUCGAAAUCGAAAAACCCGAAGAUAAUAAUCAAGAAAAUGUUGGACAAACUCAUCCAAAUUAUAAUCAUCACCAUCAAAAUAUUCAACAACAACAAAGACAACAAUCUGAAGGCAGAUAUGUUAGAUAUCGAUUUUCGGCCGAAUUUUUGAAAUUGCGACAUGUUGGGGCUACUGUAGAAUUUGCUGUCGGUUCGAGACCAAUUCAUAAAUUUCGAAUGAUUGAGAGGCACUUUUUCAAGGAUCGAAUGUUGAAAUGUUUCGAUUUUGAAUUCGGAUUUUGUAUUCCGAAUUCAAGAAACAAUUGUGAACAUAUUUAUGAGUUCCCACAACUCAGCCAAGCUUUGAGUAAGUUUUUUGAAUAUUUUAUGAAUUUGAAUUUGAAAAAUUUUUCAUUGAUAAUUCAAUUUUCGUGCCAAAAAUUACAGUACUUUUUUUGCAGUGGACGAAAUGAUCAACAAUCCAUACGAGACCCGUUCGGACAGUUUUUAUUUUGUCGACGACAAAUUAGUGAUGCACAACAAAGCCGACUAUGCGUAUGAUGGAUAA
Caenorhabditis angaria is the source of this 3200-nucleotide messenger RNA. The record is from the annotation of a GenBank genome assembly. Lineage: Eukaryota; Metazoa; Nematoda; Chromadorea; Rhabditida; Rhabditidae.